Molecule: messenger RNA, 1606 nt
Organism: Thamnophis sirtalis
Lineage: Eukaryota; Metazoa; Chordata; Lepidosauria; Squamata; Natricidae
Source: RefSeq, a predicted model, not a curated record
AUGAAAGCCAAGGAAGUGACCGGGGAUCCCUCGGCUGCCUCCACCUCUUCCACCCAGGAUGGGUCAGUCCUGCUGGUACCGCCUCACCCGUCGGAUCGGGAUCCUUUCGCUGGAAGGGAGAGGGUCGAGGCCAUCGACCUGACCCUCGACGGCCUUCUGUACGCCCGGAGCAGCGAAGACGAGGAGGACGAGGAAGAGGAGGAGGAAGACCAGGACGAGGAAGAAAACGCCCGUCUGAAGGAACGAGACCAGCUCUCUGGCUCCUCCUUGGUCCAGGAAAGUCCCGGCUUGCCGUCGGGCAAAGACGCCCUGGACCGGGUCCUGGAUACCUUCCUGACCUCAGCUUCUGGCAACUCGGACAGCCCUUCGGCGGCGUGGUCAUCUUUCUUCGGCUCGGAGAUCCCCGAAUUGGCCUCAGGGCUCCCCGCCCGCCGCUCCCUCGACGGCAAAGAAGAGGGCGCGCCCCCGGACGCCGCUUCCCUGCUGCCGCCUCCGCCUCUUUCUCCCCGGGCCACCGCCUCUCCUUCCCUUUGGAAGGCGGUUAAAGAUGCGGAGGGAGCUCCUUUUAAGAGCCCGAGGGGCAGGGCCCCGGCCCCCGCAGCCUCGACGGCGCUGCCUAAAGGAGGACAGCAGCAGGAGGGGGAAGAAGAAGAAGGAAAGCUGGUUCCCGUGGCUGGCCGCGCCGUAGAGCCUCCCGCCUCUUCCCCUUCUUGCAAGCUCCUGGCGGGGCGCUCCCCCCUGGCCGCCCCCUCCGCCUGCCCUGAGUUUCUCAACGUGCCCAUCCUGCCUCUCAACCCGGCUUACUUGGUCGCCCGGACGCGGCAGCUGCUGGACGUGGACGAGUGCCAGGAGUGGAGCCCUUUCUGCGGGCACCCAAACGCCGCCGCCUCGCCCGCCUCCUGCAACCUCCAGGACUUCCCCGGCUUCGUCUACCCGCCCAAAGAAGGACACCCGCCGCCGUCGCCGCUUCCCCCCCCGCCGCCGCCGCCUCCUCCGCUUUAUCUCUUGGGCUCCGUCGGGGACUUUCAGCCCAGCUUCAAGAUCAAAGAGGAGAGCCUCGCGGCGGCCGUGGCCAAUAACGGCAGCGACGGCGGGGCGAAUUUGGGGCCCGGGACUUUGCAGGCUGCCCCGCUGCCCUGCCCGGACUACGCUCCGUCGAUCGCCGCCUCUUCGCUGCCCAAGAACAAUAGCAUGAGCAGCCUGGAAGCCGCCGCAGCCGCCGCUGCCCCGUCGUCCAGCCUGGAUUGCGUCCUCUACAAGGCGGAGGUGGGUUCCGGCGCCCUCUCGGGCUCCUACGGACUAGCGCCUUACAAAGCCUCCGCCGCCAGCGCCCUGGCGCCGAGGGAGACUCUCUCGUUGCCCUCCACCUCGGGCGCCCCGCCUCAAGGCCUCUACCAGCCUCUCGGCUUCCAGGGCCAGCAGCAAUUUUAUUCUCCUUACCUGGGCUAUAUCAGGUCUGAUGCCGAAGCUGGUCAGAGCCCUCAAUAUGGGUUUGAACCUUUGCCCCAGAAGAUCUGCCUUAUCUGUGGUGAUGAAGCUUCUGGGUGCCACUAUGGCGUCCUCACCUGUGGAAGCUGCAAAGUCUUCUUCAAAAGAGCAAUGGAAG